GGCAGCAAUGCAUUGUGGGGGAAAGUGUAGCAACACAAAUAUAAACACAAUAGUUAACUGAAGCUUACUGUUGGUAUUUUAGUUUAACAAAACCCGGAUAUUUUGAACACUAUUUCCCAGACACAACGCUGAGUAAGUGACCGAUGCCGGACCCAGCGGUAGACACAGUCCGUAAAUGAAGCGUUGUUUGGGGCUUGUUAUCAAACCGUCAACGGUCAUGAAGAUGGAACAGAUGGAAAUGGACAGUGAAAAGUUCUCUCACGUAGAGGUGGUUUUGGAGGAUGAACACUUUGACUCCAUCCCCUCUGUGAAUGGAGCAGCUAUUAAAAGCAUCCUGGAAGGUGCAGAGGCAGCUCGAGUGGAACAAAUAACACAUGAAGAGGAGAGUAAUGACCGCCCUGUCAAACGUACACAGAAGCGGAAUAAACGCAGCUUAAUUUGGAGGCAUUACGACGAGACGGACAGUUCUACAUCUGCUCGCUGCCGCAUUUGCAGUAAGUUGCAGAGCUUUGAAGGCGGCAGCACCAGCAACCUGCAUCGGCAUAUCUCAAAGAGACAUCCGGGAGUGUUUUCUCAGCUCUUAGCAGACAGGCAACACUCAUCACAGAGCUCAAAUGCUUAUAAGGACACAUCAACACAACCAGAGACCGUUGGUGCAACAGAGAAGCAGAGAACGUUUUCUGUGGACUUGGAUCUGGAAAACCCUGAAUCUGACACUCUGAAUGAAGCUGGCAUUAAUUCUGCUCUUAAUGGCCUCCUGGAGGCAGCAGAACAAAUAACCCAUGAGCAGGCGAGUGACAACCGUCGUGUAAAAUACAUACGGAAUAAACGCAGCUUAAUUUGGAGGCACUACGAGCACCUGGACAGUUUGAAUGCUGCGCAGUGCCACAUCUGCAUGAAGAAGUUACAGUGCUUUGAAGGCCGCAGCACCAGCAACCUUCAUCGGCACCUCUCUAAGAGACACCCAGCUGAGUUUACUCUGCUACUAGCAGACGGGAAGCGGACCUCUCCACCCAACUCCUCACAGAGCUCAAAUGUUAUUGGUUCCACAUCGACAUUGCCAGAGACCAUUGGGGCGACAGAGAAGCAGAAACAGUUUUAUGGAGCAUUGAAUGUUUCAAGAGCAUCAGAAGGAGAAAAGCGAGUGUUCAGGAGAGAGCAGGAGCUGAUAGAAGCUCUGAGGCGAGCGCAGAAAGAGGAGGCUCGAGCUCUGGAGGAUCAGAGGGAGCUGCUUGAGAAGCUGCGAGCAGUGAAUGCCAGGGAAGCGGCUGCAGAAAGAGAGCAGAUUGAGUCACUUAGGAAGGCACAACUGGAGGAAGCCAAAGCCUUGAGUAGACAAAGAGAAGAGCUGCAGAAGGAAAAGCAAGAGCUGCAGAGGGAAAGGGAAGAACUUCAGCAGGAAAGAGAAUAACUCAUAGUGUUUUCAAAAAAACCUGAGCCUGCCACCAUGACUGAAUGUAAAUCCUCUUUUAAGUAAAAUACAAUUGUAAAAAAACAA
Messenger RNA from Eleginops maclovinus (Patagonian blennie), 1498 nucleotides. Its product is annotated as SAFB-like transcription modulator. Gene Ontology annotation, molecular function: DNA binding. Gene Ontology annotation, cellular component: nucleus. The coding region runs from base 176 to 1411 and encodes 411 amino acids. Gene Ontology annotation, biological process: regulation of transcription by RNA polymerase II. The record is from RefSeq and is a predicted model, not a curated record. Lineage: Eukaryota; Metazoa; Chordata; Actinopteri; Perciformes; Eleginopidae. The transcript is spliced from 4 exons.